AUUUAAUUGGGACAGGGGGUUAGAAGGCUGCCCCCCAGCUUGUUGUACCCCUGGGACAGGUGUCAGUCACGUGACCUCAGACAAGGAGGUCGGAACCCCCGUUCUCCCCCCAGGGAAUGUCCCGAGUCCGGAGCAGUCAGUGCGAAACCCGAUAGGAGAAACAACUGAUCUCACAGCCUAAAAAUAUCCCCAAGCUGAGCCUGUCCUGGAGCCCCACACCCAGCAGCACCGCUACAUGUAGAGCAGAUUUUCCCCAGAGAAAUGACACUUUCCUUCUGCGGCAGCAACACAAACUUCUCGUACAACGUUAACAAUGGGGUGUUGAACAACAUCUGCUUCCUGGAUGCCCUCAAUCUGGUGCCCCACGUCUUCCUGCUCUUCAUCACCUUCCCCAUAUUAUUUAUAGGCUGGGGAAGCCAAAGUUCUAAGGUUCAGAUCCAUCACAACACUUGGCUGCAUUUCCCGGGGCACAACUUACGAUGGAUCUUGACGUUCGCCCUUUUGUUUGUUCACGUCUGCGAAAUUGCCGAAGGCAUCGUGUCCGAUACAAAAAUGUUAUCAUGCCACCUGCACCUCUUCAUGCCGGCCAUCAUCGGUUUUAUAGCGGCCACCACAUCCAUCAUCUAUUACCACAACAUCGAAACAUCCAAUUUUCCCAAACUGCUGCUAGCCCUUUUUCUCUAUUGGGUGCUGGCAUUUAUCUCAAAGACCAUCAAGCUGGUGAAAUACUUUGAGAAUGGGAUCGGGCUGCACCAGCUGCGUUUCUGCAUCACGGGCAUCAUGGUCAUUCUCUAUGGUCUCCUCAUGGCUGUGGAGAUAAACGUCAUUCGCGUGCGGAAAUAUGUGUUUUUCUCAAGCCAACAGAAAGUGAAGCCCCCCGAGGACCUGCAGGAUUUAGGGGUGAGGUUCUUGCAGCCCUUCGUCAACUUGCUGUCCAAGGCCACUUAUUGGUGGAUGAACCCGCUGAUCAUUUCAGCCCAUAAGCGCCCUAUUGACCUGAGAACCAUCGGCAAGUUGCCCAUAGCCAUGAGAGCGCUCACCAACUAUCUCAGCCUGAAGACGGCCUACGAGGAACAGAAGAAGAAACUGGCUGAUCGACCUCAUAAAAAUCCCUCUAUCUGGAAGGCCAUCUACAGUGCCUUUGGUCGGCCCAUUCUCCUGAGCAGCACCUUCCGAUACUUGGCCGACCUGUUGGGUUUCGCAGGUCCACUGUGCAUUUCUGGAAUUGUUCAGCUGCUGGAGAAUAAGAAUAAAGACUCGUCAGAUCAGGAUUUCCCAAAGACUAAUUUUAGCAGCGUGUACUUCCUCUCAUCAAAAGGGUUAAUAGAGAAUUAUUAUGUUCUCGCCGUUCUACUCUUUAUGGCCCUCAUUUUACAAAGAACCUUCUUACAAGCCUCCUAUUAUGUUACCAUAGAGACUGGAGUUAACCUGCGGGGUGCCUUACUGUCCAUGAUCUAUAACAAGAUACUGAAACUUUCAACAUCCAACAUGUCUAUGGGAGAGAUGACCCUGGGGCAGAUAAAUAAUUUGGUUGCCAUAGAAACUAACCAGUUGAUGUGGUUCUUGUUCCUUUGCCCUAAUCUAUGGGCAAUGCCUAUUCAGAUUAUAAUGGGUGUGAUCCUCCUGUACAAACUGGUUGGCAUCAGUGCCCUGGUAGGUGCGGCAGUGAUAGUUCUGCUGGCCCCCAUUCAGUACUUCAUUGCCACAAAACUUGCAGAGGUUCAGAAGAACACGCUGGACUAUUCCACUGAGCGGUUGAAGAAAACCAACGAGAUCCUGAAGGGGAUCAAGCUCCUAAAGCUCUACGCCUGGGAGAACAUCUUCUGCAGCAGCGUCGAGGAGACCCGCAUAAAGGAACUGAAGAGCCUGAAAACCUUUGCGCUUCACACGUCUCUCUCUAUCUUCAUGAACGCGGCCAUUCCCAUUGCGGCUGUGCUUGCAACCUUUGUUACUCAUGCAUACGUGAGCUCCUCCCAUCUGACGCCAGCCAAUGCCUUUGCGUCCCUCGCUUUGUUUCACAUCCUGGUGACGCCCCUCUUUCUGCUCUCCACGGUGGUCAGAUUCGCAGUAAAGGCUCUUGUGAGCGUCCAGAAGUUGAAUGAAUUUUUCACCAGCGAUGAGAUCAGAGAAGACGGACACAGGAAUGGAGACACCACCCUGCCCUUUGAAUCUUGCAGGAAACACCCCGGAAUUCAUUCAAGAGCCUUUAAUAGGAAACAGCCCCUGAGGUACCAGCUGGACAAAUAUGAUCAGUCUCCCAAAAAACAAGUCCGUACAAUGGAGUUGGAAGAGGCGGCAUUAAAGGUGUGUGGUGGCUUCUUCUCCUGGGGCACUGGAUUGGCCACAUUAUCCAACAUAGACAUCCAGAUACCUACAGGGGAACUGACAAUGAUUGUGGGGCAAGUUGGCUGUGGCAAGUCUUCCCUGCUGCUGGCGAUACUGGGGGAGAUGCAGACGCUGGAAGGACGAGUGGUUUGGAACAAACUGCCUGAUGGGGAUGUCAGUACAGAUGGACAUUUAAGAUUUGGUUUCCAGAGACGGACACAAUACAGUAGUGGAAAUGGAGGUGAUUCUGCCUGCGGAACAGAGAGAAGCAAGAACAGGCAUUCAGUGGCCUACGCGGGACAAAAGCCGUGGCUCCUAAAUGCCACCUUAGAAGAGAACAUCACUUUUGGGAGUCCUUUCAACAAGCUGAGGUACAAAGCUGUAACAGACGCCUGCUCCCUCCAGCCUGAUAUUGACCUGUUGCCGUUUGGAGACCAAACUGAGAUUGGAGAGAGGGGAAUUAAUCUAAGUGGGGGUCAGCGGCAGAGGAUCUGUGUGGCUCGCGCUCUAUAUCAGAAUACCAACAUUGUCUUCCUGGAUGACCCAUUUUCGGCUCUGGAUAUUCACCUGAGUGACCACCUGAUGCAGGAGGGGAUUCUGAAGUUCCUCAGCGAUGAUAAGCGGACGGUUGUUCUGGUCACUCAUAAACUACAAUAUCUUCCUCAUGCCGACUGGAUCAUUGCCAUGAAGGAUGGCUUUGUGCUCAGAGAGGGAACUUUAAAAGAUAUUCAGAAUAACGACAAUGAGCUUUAUGAGCACUGGAAAACUCUAAUGAACCGCCAGGACCAGGAACUGGAGAAGGACACAGAUGCAGAUCAGGCGACAAUGGAAAGAAAAACUCUCCGGAGAGCAAUGUACUCACGGGAAGCCAAAGUACAAGCUGAGGAUGAAGGAGAAGAGGAGGAAGAAGAGGAAGAUGAAGAUGAAACCAUGUCCACGGCCAUGCGGUUGAGGACCAAGAUGCCUUGGAGAACAUGCUGGAGAUAUCUCACCUCUGGGGGAUAUCUCUUACUCUUCCUCAUGAUAUUCUCCAAGCUUCUGAAACACUCAGUGAUUGUGGCCAUUGACUACUGGCUGGCUAGUUGGACAUCAAAAAUCAGCAACAUCAGUAACAUCCAGAGUGAUAACGGAACGUCAGACAGUGAGCUCAGCAACAUCCAGAGCUACUAUGUGACCUGGUUCAGCAUUCUCAGCGCCAUGGGAAUAGUCCUCUGUCUCAUCGCAUCACUGACUGUGGAGUGGAUGGGCCUCAACGCAGCCAAGAACCUUCACCAUAACCUACUGAAGAAAAUCAUUCUGGCACCAAUUAGGUUCUUUGACACGACCCCUCUUGGUUUGAUCUUGAAUCGUUUUUCGGCCGACACAAACAUCAUAGAUCAGCACAUCCCCCCAACACUGGAAUCGCUCACCAGAUCAACCUUGCUGUGUCUCUCGGCCAUUGGAGUCAUUUCCUAUGCCACCCCAAUUUCCAUGGUCGCUCUUCUCCCACUUGGCGUGGCCUUCUACUUCAUCCAGAAAUACUUUAGAGUUGCCUCCAAGGACCUUCAAGAACUUGAUGACAGUACCCAGCUGCCCUUGCUGUGCCACUUCUCAGAGACAGCAGAAGGACUCACCACCAUUCGGGCCUUCAGGCAUGAGACCCGAUUCAGGCAGCGGAUGCUGGAGCUGACCGACACCAAUAACCUGGCCUACCUGUUCCUUUCUGCCGCCAAUAGAUGGUUAGAGGUCAGAACGGAUUAUCUUGGAGCUUGUAUUGUCCUGACCGCAGCCGUGUUCUCAAUCACAUAUGGACUUGACUCUGGGAUUGUUGGACUGGGCCUCACGUAUGCUCUAACGGUUACAAAUUACUUGAACUGGGUCGUCCGGAACCUUGCAGACUUGGAAGUGCAAAUAGGAGCCGUGAAAAAAGUCAACAGUUUCUUGAACAUUGAAUCGGAGUGUUACGAGGGAUCCAUGGAUCAGCAGCAAGUACCGGAGGACUGGCCCCAGAAUGGGGAGAUAAAGAUCAGUGACUUGUGCGUCAGAUACGAGAGUAACUUCAAACCGGUCCUGAAGCACCUCAAGGCCUACAUUAAACCUGGACAGAAGGUGGGAAUCUGCGGAAGAACUGGAAGUGGGAAGUCUUCGCUGUCCCUGGCUUUUUUCAGAAUGGUGGAUAUAUUUGAUGGAAAAAUUGUUAUAGACGGAAUUGACAUUUCCAAGCUGCCCCUGAACACCCUGCGCUCCAGGCUCUCCAUCAUCCUGCAGGACCCCAUCCUGUUCAGCGGCUCCAUCCGGUUCAACCUGGAUCCUGAGUGUAAAUGCACCGACGAUCGUCUCUGGGAGGCUCUGGACAUCGCUCAGCUCAAGAACCUGGUCAAGGCUCUGCCCGGGGGUCUGGAUGCCAUGGUGACGGAAGGAGGGGAGAAUUUCAGUGUGGGGCAGCGGCAGUUGUUCUGCUUGGCCCGGGCGUUUGUACGGAACAGUAGUAUUCUCAUUAUGGACGAGGCCACCGCCUCCAUUGAUAUGGCCACUGAGAACAUUUUGCAGAAAGUAGUAAUGACGGCGUUCGCUGACCGCACCGUAGUCACCAUUGCACACCGAGUCUCCUCCAUUCUGGACGCAGAUCUCGUAUUUGUCUUUUCCGAGGGGAUUUUGAUAGAGAGCGACACGCCCACCCAGUUGCUCGCCAACGCAGACGGUCUCUUUACUUACCUGGUUAAGAGCCACAAGUAGAUCGGCCGCAUCGGGUUCACACCAUCCUGACGGCGGAUCUGGUGAUCGUAAUGCGGCGCGGGAAUAUUCUGGAGUCCGACACCCCGGGGAACCUCC
This is a messenger RNA of Xenopus laevis (African clawed frog), 5136 nucleotides long. It is a transcript of the gene abcc9.L, whose product is annotated as ATP-binding cassette sub-family C member 9. Lineage: Eukaryota; Metazoa; Chordata; Amphibia; Anura; Pipidae. The coding region runs from base 262 to 5040 and encodes 1592 amino acids. The transcript has 42 exons. The record is from RefSeq and is a predicted model, not a curated record.